AGGAAAGUGGCAUUUCACCAAGGGUCAAAAGAGGGCAGCUGUCUCAUAAAAACUCAAAAAACGUUUUAAAAAUUAAAAAGAUUUUAUCAUUUAAUAAACAAUAAAUAAAAUUGGGUUUUGUUGUUCCCAUGCCCACUAAAUGGCUGACGCAUUGCCGCAUCGGGUUCGCUGUGUCCGAGUUUGAAUACCAUACUCACUACUCUUUUACUUGUGCUUGUGCUUGGGUUGGGCUGCUCUUUUUCUUACUCUCUCCUUCACACCUCUCUCUUUCAACCUCUCAUGGCUUCGGAUUCUGCCAUUAUAGCCUGGGGCUCAGGAGAAGAUGGGCAAUUAGGAUUGGGGAGUAAUGAAGAUAAAGAAUGGGUUUCCGUUGUUAAAGCUCUCGAGUCUCAAAACGUUCGUUCUGUAGUUGCUGGUAGCCGAAAUUCCCUCGCCAUUUGCGAAGAUGGCAAGUUGUUUACAUGGGGAUGGAAUCAAAGAGGAACACUUGGACACCCUCCUGAAACUAAAACUGAAAAUAUUCCAAGCCAGGUUAAGGCUCUGGCUAAUGUCAAGAUUGUCGAGGCUGCUAUUGGUGGUUGGCAUUGUUUGGCUGUUGAUGAUCAAGGCCGGGCUUAUGCUUGGGGUGGAAAUGAGUAUGGCCAGUGUGGUGAAGAACCUGAGAGAAAGGAUGACACUGGUAGACCUCUAAGAAGGGAUAUAGUGAUUCCUCAGCGGUGUGCGCCGAAGCUUGUAGUCCGCCAGGUUGCUGCUGGAGGUACUCAUUCUGUGGUACUUACUCGGGAAGGGCAAGUAUGGACAUGGGGUCAGCCAUGGCCUCCUGGUGAUAUAAAACAGAUUUCUAUUCCUGUCCGAGUGCAAGGCCUUGAAGCUGUCAGAGUGAUUGCUGUUGGGGCAUUCCAUAAUUUGGCUCUCCAAGAGGAUGGUACUUUAUGGGCAUGGGGUAAUAAUGAAUAUGGGCAACUGGGAACUGGAGAUACCCAACCCAGAUCCCAACCAAUUCCUGUUCAAGGGCUUUCUGGUCUUACUCUGGUUGAUAUUGCUGCUGGUGGUUGGCAUUCUACGGCACUUACAGAUGAAGGAGAGGUAUAUGGUUGGGGACGAGGGGAACAUGGAAGACUUGGAUUUGGAGAUAAUGACAAAAGCAGUAAAAUGGUGCCCCAGAAAGUGAAUCUUUUGGCUGGGGAGGAUAUUGUUCAGGUAUCCUGCGGAGGCACUCACUCGGUUGCAUUAACCCGUGAUGGUCGCAUAUUUUCGUUUGGUCGGGGAGACCAUGGACGGCUUGGAUAUGGGAGGAAGGUGACGACCGGACAACCAAUGGAGGUUCCCAUAGACCUAUCUCCUCCUACAGAGAAUACUACAACUGAUGAUGAAGAAGGUGAGGAACGUUGGAUAGCUAAGCUUGUUGCUUGUGGAGGUCGCCAUACUCUGGCCAUUGUCCAAUGGCAGAUUCAUGAUGAAUCAAACCAGUGAUCAAAUCAAAUCAAACCCUUUUCUUUAGUGGAGAAUUUGUUCAAUUUAACUACUAAUAACCGCAGUAAAUGUUGGUCAAAUGGGUUUUAGAAGAAUAUACUAUAACUCUAGUGAACACUUCAGUAUGCAAUCAUAAUAAUAUUCUUGGGACUAUUUUUAAGCA
Cannabis sativa is the source of this 1636-nucleotide messenger RNA. Its product is annotated as ultraviolet-B receptor UVR8. The record is from RefSeq and is a predicted model, not a curated record. The transcript is spliced from 11 exons. Lineage: Eukaryota; Viridiplantae; Streptophyta; Magnoliopsida; Rosales; Cannabaceae. Gene Ontology annotation, molecular function: guanyl-nucleotide exchange factor activity. Bases 280 to 1473 code for a protein of 397 amino acids. Gene Ontology annotation, cellular component: cytoplasm.